GUUUCUUUCACAUACUGAUAACAAUUAAGAAGACAUGAAACCAAUCAAAGAGGGUACAUGUAUCAGACUCAAGCUUAAUGGCCAGGAUGGGAAUGUGACUUUGGUUUGUAUAGACAGGAGUACUCAAUUGAAAAAGCUAGUGAAGGAUUAUUGUGAUCAGCACUCUGUGGAAGAUCCUACUUCUAUUACUUUCUGGUUUGAUGGGAAUGGUCUCCAGGGAGACCAUUGUCCAGAUGAGAUGCACAUGGAUGAUGAAAUGGAUACCAUCUCUUAUGAUCAGAGUGCACACAUUAAGCUCAACCUGGACCUCAAUAUCAAGGACAAGGAUGGGAUUGAGGUUUACUUUAACAUCAGUAGAAGCACUCCAUUGAAAAAACUUAUGGAUUUUUAUGGUUAUCGACAUUGUUUGGAUAUUAAUGGAGUUGCCUUUCUAUUUAAUGGUCGUCUCGUCACAGCUGAGCAGACUCCUGAUGAGUUGCAAAUGAUGGAUGGAGAUGAAAUAGAUGUUGUUUUCUUUGAUCAAAUUGCACGCAUGAAAUUGAAGGUCAAGUGUCAGGAUGGGAAUGAAAUUUUCUUUUCAAUUAACAAAAGCACUCAUCUGAAAAAGCUCAUGAAUGCUUACUGUAAUCAUCACUCAGUGGAUUUCAAUUCGAUUGGUUUUAUGUUUAAUGAGCAUCACGUACAGGCAGAGCAGUCUCCAAAUGAGAUGCAAAUGGUGGAUGGAGAUGAAAUAGAUGCUAUCUUCUAUGAUCAGAGCAGGCGCAUCAAUCUCAAGGUCAAGGGUCAGGUUGGGUUCGAAGCUUCAUUCGGCAUCAAUAGAAGCACUCGAUUGAAAAAGCUUAUGGAUGUGUAUUGUUGUCGAUAUUGCUUUGAUUUCGACGGAGUUGCUUUUCUGUUCAAUGGGUGUCUAGUCGAGUCAGAACAAACUCCAGAUGAGCUGGGAAUGGAAAAUGGGGAUGAAAUGCUUGCAAUGCUUCAGUUGAUAUGUGUUUAGACUUUAGUGUCAUUGUAAGUGGAAUUGGUUUUUUUAUUGGGAUAUAGAUUAAUCAAUGUCUCUAAUAUUAUCUACUUAUAUAUUAUACAGCGUUAUGACUGGACUUUGAUAACAAUGUAAAUCAUGGAUCAACUGUUAUCGUAUUUCUU
Molecule: messenger RNA, 1143 nt
Organism: Medicago truncatula (barrel medic)
Lineage: Eukaryota; Viridiplantae; Streptophyta; Magnoliopsida; Fabales; Fabaceae
Product: NFATC2-interacting protein
Exons: 9
Coding region: 35-994 (319 amino acids)
Molecular function (GO): protein binding
Source: RefSeq, a predicted model, not a curated record